Molecule: messenger RNA, 3848 nt
Organism: Armigeres subalbatus
Lineage: Eukaryota; Metazoa; Arthropoda; Insecta; Diptera; Culicidae
Gene: Sec8
Product: exocyst complex component 4
Exons: 9
Coding region: 339-3365 (1008 amino acids)
Biological process (GO): exocytosis; chemical synaptic transmission; Golgi to plasma membrane transport
Cellular component (GO): exocyst; synapse; growth cone membrane
Source: RefSeq, a predicted model, not a curated record
ACAGAUAAGAUUGGAAAUUGUUGCGGUGGUGCUUUGGAAAUUUUGUGUUCGGUUGAUUAUCUUGGCAUUAAUUUCAAUCUAUACAUUAAAUUAUGCAAGGAAACCAUUUAAAAAACUGUUGAAAGUGUAGAUUAGACUGCAGGGUGUGUUUGAUAAGUGUUAUCCGGGUAUAGAUUUUUUUCAUGGUUCGAAAAUCUUUCAUAGGAAAGUUCGGGAGAAAGUGAUCUUGAUACCGCGUUUGGAUGAAUUUUUACUCCUACAUCAGCAUCGUUCCAUCGAAACAUUUGGCUUGGCUUGCAUAAUUUCGUCGCAGAAGGGUAUUUACUGAUUAGAAUAUAAUGAGUGGUUGUGGGCUGCUGGUUUCGGUGAUCAAAACUCUCGAUGCCAGCGAAACCAACGAACAGCGGGAGCGCGAGAAGCUCAAGAUCGAGAAAGAGUUCCGCAAGACUGACCAACGGUUGAACGAACUUGUCUCGCGGAACGAUGGCGACCUUACGAGGGUUAUGCAGCUGUUCGGGAAGGUGUCCACGCAGAUUACUUGCUCCCGGGAACGGAUUCACGUUGUGAAGGAAAAUCUCCAAACUUGCAAACAGUUGCUGCGUUGCCGUCGAGAAGAACUGAAGAAACUCUACACCGACGCAGUUCAGCACAAGUACGUGCUGGAGAUGCUGGAUCAGGUGAACGAACUGCGGAAAACUCCUCAACAGUUGGCUGCAUUCAUGGCCAAGAAACACUAUUUGCAUGCAACGAAGCUGCUGAUGUCGGCAGUCGAAGCAACGGAAGGCCCCCUCAAGGACGUCGAAGGACUGCAUGAUCUGCGGCUGGAUUUCCAGAACAAACGGCAACAACUGUACUCAAAGCUUCUGGAUGAGCUCUGUAGGCAUUUGUACGUUUCCAGUACGGUAGAGGUACUUCAAAACUUCCAGCGUCAAAGUUCCGGAAGGAUAAGCAGCUCCGCGGCAGCCGGAGCCUCCCCUUUCCAACGCAAUGUUCUUAGACGGUCCGCAGAGAGAAUGGAGGCCAAUACGAAGGCCAGAAGGGCCCUGUUUGAAAUCGCUCAGAAUGGCUACUUAGACGUAGAUAAAAGUGAAAUCAUCGAAGACACGGAUCUGCUGGAUCCGGUUGUCAAUACAACGUACUUCAUAGGAAUUAUCAUUGAAUGCUUUGCUUUGCUUAAUAAAGUGCCUGAAUCAAUAGAGUCUAUAAGAGUUCAAAUGCAAAGCGAGCUUUUAACGAUCGUCACCAAGUCUACGCAUCACAUAAUGACCAUUACUCAGCAGCAAAACCAGAACCCAUACCAGUACCAGCAGGUGGUAGCGUCACCGCCUCCAAACAACGCCGAAGACUGUCCCGAACAAAACAUUCCCAUUUUGGAGCUUCUCGAGCUGGUCUUUAAACAGCUCAAAUUGAUUGCCAAUGCCCAUCAGUUAACGCUUAAGAACUACCACAAUGUGAUGCAUCGAUACAAUCUGACCCAGGUAAAGGCGUAUGAUCUGAUCGAGUACUGGGGACAAGCGCAGGCCGUACUAAAACUGGUGCUAACGGAUUAUCUGGACAUCCAGAACGACAGCAGUGAUGAGUUGAUGCGUGCUCAAUUCACGGAGCAAACAACCAACAUCAACACGUUCUUCAGUCGGCGAAAGGUUCAGGGCAAGAAGAUGCUUUUCAAAUUUGAUAAGUCCUCGCACACAGCAUCACUGGAACCUGAGCCUAAUACCAAAGAGCACCGCCGCAAUGCGUCAAAUGUUUCGAACAAUAUCGCAAGCAAAGAAGAUGCGCUUAAUCAGUCCGGUUUGAAUGGACAGAAUCUGUUGAAUGCCAGUUUCAAUGUACAUUCUCCGGGAACUCCGAACGCAGAUCGUAAAAAGAGGGAGCGUGCACUCGUCUGCCCACCAGAUGCCGCAUUAGUUCGACAGAUCUAUCUUCCAAUGAUGGGCUACAUCCAUGAGAUCGAAGGAUUCAUGAAAUGCAAAUCCGGCCAAUCCUGUAGUCUAAACACUUUCCUCGAUAACUACGUGAAGGACGCUUAUCUGGCACGUGGUCACAACCGCAACCUGCAGCUGACCAUCGAAUCAUUGUCAAAAACUCAGGACGCGUGGCGCUCGAUAAUUACUCCUGAAGAAAUGAAACGCCUAGGACUGACAAGACCACUCUUACAGAAUACUGUUUUGGUGGAGACUCGAAUUUCCGAGACCAAACGUCUCAUUCAGGAUUUACCAACGUACUCGGACGAGCUGUUGAAAAUGGUUUGCUCACUGUUGAAAACGUAUCGCGAAACAUGUCAGGCUGCUUAUCGCGGCAUUGUGCAACCGGAAACGGAGGACAAACGGAUCUACAGCGUGGCGUGGUUGAAGGACGACGAUAUUACUCGGUUCCUCAAAUCGCUUCCAAACUGGACCGACCUGAAAACCUCCAACGCCAGAAUAAAACAACAGUCUGGACAAAAGCGACACAUGAAAGCAGAGCCCUCAGAAGAGGAAAGCCCCACCGCUGUUCAGCAGCGUAAUGUACGUGAGGCGGAAAUGCUAACCAGCAAUCUAGGCGAGGGCGGAAUCUCCCAGCAGGAAAUCCUCUCCGAUGUAGGCGUAUUGAAAGAACUGGCAAUUCUGCAGGAAAGCAUGGAAUGGUUCGCCAGUAGGAUAACGGACUUUGCUCACGACCUGCGGAAGCCGAUCGUUAAUGGUAUGGUGGGUGGUGUGAGUGCUUCUCCGGUGGUGGUCAAAGACGGCAUGAUCAAGGUGCUGAUCAACCUGGCGUUGGAGUUCGAGGAGUUGGCAAAUACGUGCCUGCUGGUAUUGCACCUAGAGGUGCGGGUUCAGUGCUUCCAUUACUUAAAAUCGAACCCGUCGGACAAGUUCAAGGCGAACAACCCAAACAAAAAUGACUCAUUGGAACCCGACGCAAAAGUGCUGAAACUGACCAAAGUUCUUUCGGAUAUGGACGAGGCUUUAAGUUCCACGCUGCAUUCAAGGAAAACCAAGUACGUUUUCGAAGGGUUGGCACAUUUGGCAUCACGCAUCCUCAUAAUGGCAGCCAACUCGAUGGAGUACAUCGACACAGCAGGAGUGCAAAGGAUGUGUCGCAAUGCUCUAGCCCUGCAGCAGACUCUCAGUAGUAUCACGGCUUCGAGGGAAGUUGCGCUCGAUUAUGCUAGGUCAUUCUAUGAAAUGUUCUACUUGGAUCCAGAUGAAAUUCUAACCUCCAUCAUCGAGAAAGGCUCCCAGUUCACCGAGAUGCAGUACUUGAAUGCAUUGCAUCUGGUUUGCAAGAACCGGGGUAUCGUGGAUCAGAACACCCUGGCCAUGUACCAACAGAAGCUAAGCGACGUUCUGGGGACCAAACCGGGUCUCGGGGUCACUGUUUAGAGAUAGAGCAGAUAUCAUGUAGCGCAUUUACAGCCACUCAGUAGGUAUUUAAUGAAGCACGUUGGUGUGUUUUGUAGCGUAGAGUUGCCGCUCGCCUCGCGCAGAUGUUACACGCUAUGAUGAGUUUGUUGUUAUUUGAUAGUGGUAGGCAUUAACCAACAGCUGACAAAUAUAACAGGUUAUACAGAGUUUAUUGUACAAGUAGCAGCAUGUUAUAAAUUGUGAAACAUAAUAAUGCUAUUGUUCGUUAGUGAAGAUUGACGAAAUAAGCUACAAUGGCGUAAUGACAACAAGUGUUCAUUUUGCAGUAAGAUUUAAUCAAAGGGCAAGGAUUGUUGAAAUCCUCUCUUACUUAUAGGCUGCGUACGCCUUAAGUUUGCAUCAGUUAUAAACUGGAGAUAUAACACAAACCUUAGUUCAGUUAGGUUUCAUAUCAUUUCAUAAUACAAACAUGUUCUAAACAAUUAAAUUAUUCUACGAAAA